Lontra canadensis (Northern American river otter) is the source of this 779-nucleotide messenger RNA. RefSeq names its product refilin A (gene RFLNA). Gene Ontology annotation, cellular component: actin filament bundle. Lineage: Eukaryota; Metazoa; Chordata; Mammalia; Carnivora; Mustelidae. Gene Ontology annotation, molecular function: filamin binding. The coding region runs from base 132 to 779 and encodes 215 amino acids. The transcript is spliced from 3 exons. The record is from RefSeq and is a predicted model, not a curated record. Gene Ontology annotation, biological process: skeletal system morphogenesis; negative regulation of bone mineralization involved in bone maturation; negative regulation of chondrocyte development.
ACGCGCCGCCGCUGGGCUCUGCCCGCGGGUCCCGGGCGCGCAGCCCUCGGCCCGCCGCCCGGCCCGGGCCCCGGAGCGCGGUGGAGGAGCCCCCCGAGGAGCCGGGGGCCCGCGCCCCGCGCCCCCCAGACAUGGUGGGCCACCUGCAUCUGCAGGGCAUGGAGGAGAGCCUCAAAGAGAAGAGCCGGGAGGGCUUGCUGGACAGCCCCGACUCCGGGCUGCCCCCCAGCCCCAGCCCCAGCCCGCCCUUCUACUCGCUGGCGCCCGGCAUCCUCGACGCCCGAGCGGGGGGCGCCGGCGCCUCCUCGGAGCCCCCGGGACCCGGCGAGGCCAGAGCGCCCCCUGCCCUCCCCCCGAAUUCCCCAGCGCUUGAGAUGAGGCCCCGGAUGCUGCCUGUGUUCUUUGGGGAGAGCAUCGAGGUGCACCCAGAGCCCACGCACGAGAUCCGCUGCAACUCGGAGGUCAAGUACGCCUCGGAGAAGCACUUCCGGGACAAUGUCUUCUACGCGCCGGUGCCCACGGUCACGGCCUACAGCGAGACGAUCGUGGCAGCACCCAACUGCACGUGGCGCAGCUACCGCAGCCAGCUGACCCUGGAGCCGCGGCCCCGCGCCCUGCACUUCCGCAGCACCACCAUCAUCUUCCCCAAGCACGCCAGGAGCACUUUCCGGACCACCCUGCACUGCAGCCUGGGCCGGCCCAGCCGCUGGUUCACGGCCAGCGUGCAGCUCCAGCUGUGCGAGCACCCCCGGCUCCUGGGGCCCGCGGCGGCGCUCUGA